GGUUCACUGGGCAGCCGAUGACCCCGCUCUCUUCGUGCACCCUGACGUCAGAAGAUCCCUGAUGAUAGGGUCUGUACUCUUGCUUCCCUUUGUGAACGUGCGAUUCUGUGUAACAUUGGAAGCUCAUGCGGUUCACAAGAUCCUACGUUCGCACGUUAUAGCAGCGCAUGAGGUGCUUUCUCAAGCACUACACUACAACGACCUGAACAGAUGCAACUUUUUUCACUAAGUCAUAUUAUUCUUGGAACCACUACCGCUUUCAUGUCCCCAGUCGCUUGUUGUAACGAUACGCCACACUCCAGACCGGCAAGUUUGGACGUUCAAGCGGAAGAGUCAUACCUAAGAGCAGGUACGAGGGCGAAAAUCCUACCCCAUCCCGCAACAUCUGAAUCGCUCAAUGACGAUAAUCCGAUACUGAAGGGGCUAUCCUGUCUGGUAUGCUGCUUUCGUCUGUCAUUUAUGCGGUCCAUUAUCGUCAGGUACAACUUCUGUUGUCGAAUAGUAUGUCGAGACGCAGUAUUUGCAUAGUCUAUUGGGUUGCCUUUCGUAGCACCUGGAUAACCAACCGGUAGCCGCUAGUAGUUGAGAAACUGCACAGGGACGACACGAUACGGUACUCAACAAG
This is a messenger RNA of Boeremia exigua, 625 nucleotides long. RefSeq lists its product as uncharacterized. The record is from RefSeq and is a predicted model, not a curated record. The transcript has 2 exons. Bases 211 to 528 code for a protein of 105 amino acids. Lineage: Eukaryota; Fungi; Ascomycota; Dothideomycetes; Pleosporales; Didymellaceae.